AUGUGUAACCUUAGUAGAGAUACGUUAACGGAUGGAAUCAGACAGACGGGAAGACGUCUCUUGUACACGGAGUUGGACUGGUUCUCAUCUGAGCCCCGUUUCAGACCACCGUGGAGAAAACGGGAUAAACGUGAGACAGCGCGGGGGAACGAGAUAUGCAAACAUGACAGACCGUUAUUGCCGUGCAUGCCGGGCCAGAAAAAAUUUGCCACGGCAGUCACGGUGUGGAUGAGUAACGUAUUUGAACCGGACUGUUACGGACGCCCCUGUGGUGACAACCAGGUCUGUGUACCGGGAGUCCUUGCGGACGGGAACAAGAAUGGCUGCUCGUAUGCGUGUCUAAACGUAUCCAGACCUGUAUGUCCGCUUCCGGAAUGCCUCAAUGGUCCCCAGACGCCUGGCUCGAAUAACACACUCAGUUGCAAUGCAUGGGAAACGAGAGGAGGGACAGCAACUUGCGGCAAAAAGUGGAGCGCCGUGGUUAAAAAGUGCAGACCCAUUUUAAACCUCAAGUGUCACAACGAGACGGUUUGUGCACCAAUAAACGCGGAGUGCCGUAGCGAGAGAUGUGAUUGCAGAACUGGCAUGUCAUAUAACUACACUGACAACUUGUGCGUUCCAGCUGUUAGUCAGCGUCCAGAGUGCUGUCAGUACCUAGUGAGCGGACCAGAUAAAGUGCCUGACGCCCAGCUUAGUGCCUCGUCUGUUUACGAUAACCGCCAGGACCAUGAUACAAAGGGAGCCAGACUCAAUUCAAUAUUGCCGCAUGGGCUGCAUGGACACAGGACAUAUAUCAGUAUAUACAGGUAUGCACAUGAUGCAUUCGGGCUUAUAUACGUGCAGUUUAAUGGUCUUAGUCAUGUAGUAGGCGUUUCUCUACAAGGUCGACCGUUUAACACGGAUCCGAACAUUGCUGUUUACGAAUGCUGCUACCAUCGCGUAACCGCCUACAAGUUCCUCUACAGCUCGGCUUGUCAACAUUUUACAACGGUCAAGGACACGAAUGGUUCUGAUAUGAUAUUUGCCGGAAACACGGACCAGGACACUGUUGUAACAGCGAUGUUGCCAAAGAAGGUGUCUGCCCUCUACGUUCGGAUCAAUCCGGUUACUUGGGAGGGGAAUAUCGUCCUCAGAUUUGACAUUCUUGGGUGUAAAGUGAACUAA
Molecule: messenger RNA, 1164 nt
Organism: Mya arenaria
Lineage: Eukaryota; Metazoa; Mollusca; Bivalvia; Myida; Myidae
Product: neuropilin-1-like
Exons: 8
Coding region: 1-1164 (387 amino acids)
Source: RefSeq, a predicted model, not a curated record